This is a messenger RNA of Vigna umbellata (rice bean), 862 nucleotides long. RefSeq names its product high chlorophyll fluorescence 153 (gene HCF153). NCBI's taxonomy places the organism in Eukaryota, Viridiplantae, Streptophyta, Magnoliopsida, Fabales, Fabaceae. The record is from RefSeq and is a predicted model, not a curated record.
AUAAAAGGAAAAAAGAGAUGAACGAGAAGAUAAUAUAAUACCGAAGAGGAACAGAAGCAUCGUCAUAUCCAUGGCGACUUUCUUCAGCGUCUCCAAUCCAAUCUCUCAACCCUCCUCAUUCGCUUCUUUCAGUGGCGCGCCCUUCUUCAACUCUCCGCCGCUUCGCAUCCACGCCGGCAGCCGGAAACGGAGAAGCACGGCGGUGGUCGCUCGUGCGGGCCCCAACACCAAGAGCAUCCUCUUUGCAAUCGCGCUCCCUUCCUCUCUCCUCGCCGUCACCAUUUUCUCUGCACUUCGAAUGGGCGAUAAGCUCGACCAAGACUGGCGCGAGGAGAUGGCAAAAAUGGAAGCUGCAAAGGAACUUGAUGAAUAUGACGACAGCGAUGAUGGAAGUCAAGAUGACAGUAUGGAAACUUACGUGCAAGAAGAACCUGCCCUGAAAGAAGAACCUACCCUGAAAGAAGAACCUACCCUUCCACAUACCCGCAACAGACCCAAAAGGGAAGCUUAAUUUUCAUUGUUUAUAAAUACAUAUUUUUAUGUAGGAUGAUCUUGCUGCAGUAGAUAGAUCAACAAUCUUUCAAAUGUAGAGGGAGUGGGGAGGUGCCUUUAUUUUGAAAAUAACAAUAAAAAGGUAUGCUAAAAACAUUACGUUUCGUAGUUUUCACACUUGAACAUGUAAGCGCAGAAAAAUAGCUGUUUCAUUCUUGAUCUUAGCAAAGACUAUGAGCAACCGCAAAUCCCUUUGUAGUUAUUCCCCAAAAAAUAUAUUAUCUCACAGAAGUCGUAUUGAAUUGUCAGCUACAUUGUGCCAGUUCUUGUUUGUUACAAGUGGAUGACUACGAGUUUCUCAUUGUCUUUA